This is a messenger RNA of Adineta steineri, 477 nucleotides long. The record is from the annotation of a GenBank genome assembly. NCBI's taxonomy places the organism in Eukaryota, Metazoa, Rotifera, Eurotatoria, Adinetida, Adinetidae.
AUGGCAAGAUUAUUCAAUGUAACUGGUUUUUAUACAGGAUGCAAUGUGAUUGAAUCAUUACUUCAAUCAACUCUUGAAUGUCUUUAUCAUCAAACCUGUAUAGAUAAAUUACAAAGUUAUUUACUAUCAUCGCCAAUACCUGUAUUAGCUCUUGUUGACUCGCCAUCGCUAAGUCGGUAUCCGAAAACGACAACUGUUAACAAUCUUCUAUCUAAUUUAAUGACAGAGCGCUUGGGUUGGUCAUAUUCCUAUACACAGUACUAUCAGGCAUGUAGUCCAGAAUACUGUUCUUAUCAGACCACUGCUGACAAUACGAAAAUUAAUACAAUUUACAUUGUCUUUCUAAUGUUUUUUAUUCUGGGUGGUCCAUUAUCCGUUUUAAAACUUCUCAUAUCGGCGUUGACAAAAAUCAUCGUAUGCUGUGUUCGAAAAUCGCCAAGACAGAUCGUUCCAGAAGCGUCGAUCAUUUAUACAUAA